Molecule: messenger RNA, 759 nt
Organism: Penicillium alfredii
Lineage: Eukaryota; Fungi; Ascomycota; Eurotiomycetes; Eurotiales; Aspergillaceae
Exons: 2
Coding region: 1-759 (252 amino acids)
Source: RefSeq, a predicted model, not a curated record
AUGUCUGACUCGACAAUCGUCCUCAUCACCGGAGCCAACUCUGGCAUCGGCUACGCCACCACCCAACUGCUAGCCUCUCAGCCCAAGCACCAUGUUAUUAUGGCCUGCCGCGAUGUCUCCAAGGGCCAGCAAGCCCUAACCGAGAUCCAAAACAGCAGCGACAAAAUCCAAGGCACACUAUCAGUGCUCCAGCUCGACGUAACCGACGACUCCUCCAUCGCCGCCGCCGUAGAGACCGUGCGCCAGCAAUUCGGACGAGUCGACGCCUUCAUCAGCAAUGCCGGCACGCUAGCCCUGCAGAGCAGCGGCCGCGCCCAGCUGCGCGAGAUGUUCGACGCGAAUGUCUUCGGCGCGUUGCUCGUGUCAGAGGCUUUUAUUCCGCUUCUGUUGCAGUCGGCCCGGCCCUACCUCGUGCAGGUCUCCAGCGCCUUGGGCUCUGUUGGGUUGGCGUCUGACCCGAAUGAUACAUGGUAUGCCACUGCUUGGUAUGAGUACCGCAUGACCAAGGCUGCGUUGAAUAUGGCGACGAUCCAGUUCCAUAAACGACUCAGUGCGCAGAACGUGCGUGUCUUUGCGUUCUGUCCUGGUUUGGUGCGGUCGAAGAUUCGGGGGGACUCUGAGGAGGCGAUUACUGCGCAGGGCGCGGCUGGGGAUCCGAUCGACUCGGCGAAAGGGCUUGUGGAUAUCGUGCAGGGGAGAAGAGAUGCCGAAGCGGGCCAGUUUUUGCGCACUGAUGGCUCUGGCUCAUGGCCGUGGUAG